GUCGGCUAGUCGGCCAGUCCCCACCAAAUCCUCCAUCGAUCCAACCAAUCCCUCGCCGCCAAAUGCCGCCACGGGCUGCCUAGGGUUCCGGCGGCCGCCGCCCCCUCGCCGGCGCGAUGGGGAACACCUGCGUGGGCCCCAGCACCCCCUCGGACCGCCACAGCUUCUUCAACACCGUCUCCCUCGCCGUGCUCUGGCGCCCCCCGGCCGCCGCCGCCGCCGCCGCCCGCGCCGAGCCUUCCCCGACCACUGAACCCAGCUCCUCCACUCCCUCCAGGGCACCUGACCCCGUCACCAUCUCCGACUCCGAGCACCCGCCACACUCCACCUCCACCUCCACCGCCUCAGUCCCGGCCGCAGCGCCGCCCAAUCCUAACGGCAAGCCCAAGCCCAAGGUGAAGCGCGUGCAGAGCGCGGGCCUGCUCGCGGGCUCCGUGCUGAGGCGCGACUCCGAGCGGCUCAAGGACCUGUACACCCUGGGCAAGAAGCUCGGGCAGGGGCAGUUCGGCACCACCUACCAGUGCGUCGAGAAGGCCACGGGGAAGCACUUCGCCUGCAAGUCCAUCGCCAAGCGGAAGCUCGUCAACGAGGAGGACGUUGAGGACGUGCGCCGCGAGAUCCAGAUCAUGCACCACCUGUCCGGCCACCCCAACGUCGUGUCCAUCGUCGGAGCCUACGAGGACGCCGUCGCCGUGCACCUCGUCAUGGAGCUGUGCGCCGGAGGGGAGCUGUUCGAUAGGAUCAUACAGCGCGGGCACUACUCUGAGAAAGCAGCCGCACAGUUGGCCCGGGUGAUCAUUGGGGCUGUAGAAGCAUGCCAUUCGCUCGGGGUGAUGCACAGAGACCUCAAGCCAGAGAAUUUCUUGUUUGUCAACCAAAAGGAGGAUGCGCCUUUAAAGGCUAUCGAUUUCGGGCUUUCCAUCUUCUUCAAACCAGGUGAAAUAUUUUUGGAUGUCGUUGGAAGUCCUUAUUAUGUUGCCCCUGAGGUUCUGAAGAAACACUAUGGCUGUGAGGUGGAUGUGUGGAGUGCCGGUGUAAUAGUUUAUAUCUUAUUGAGCGGGGUUCCUCCAUUUUGGGAUGAAUCUGAACGAGGGAUAUUUGAACAAGUUCUGAAAGGCGAUCUUGAUUUUUCAUCUGAUCCCUGGCCCAGUAUUUCAGAGAGUGCAAAGGAUUUGGUCAGGAAGAUGCUAAACCGUGAUCCCAGAAAGAGAUUGACUGCACAUGAAGCUCUAUGUCAUCCCUGGGUUUGUGUAGAUGGAGUGGCUCCUGACAAACCUCUGGAUUCUGCUGUUUUAACCAGAUUGAAACAGUUUUCUGCAAUGAAUAAACUAAAGAAGAUGGCCCUUAGGGUCAUUGCUGAAAAUUUGUCCGAAGAUGAAAUUGCAGGAUUGAGAGAAAUGUUCAAAAUGCUGGACACUGACAAUAGUGGGCAGAUCACGUUGGAGGAACUAAAAAGUGGUUUGAAGAGAAUUGGUGCUAACUUAAAAGACUCUGAAAUUACAACACUAAUGGAGGCGGCAGAUAUUGAUAACAGUGGUUCCAUUGAUUAUGGAGAGUUCCUAGCUGCAACUUUGCAUCUGAACAAAGUUGAGCGAGAAGAUAACCUCUUUGCAGCAUUCUCAUACUUUGAUAAAGACAGCAGCGGUUACAUAACUCAUGAUGAGCUACAAAAAGCAUGUGAGGAAUUUGGUAUAGAAGAUGCACACCUAGAAGAUAUCAUCCGUGACAUUGAUCAAGACAAUGAUGGCCGGAUCGACUACAAUGAGUUUGUAACAAUGAUGCAGAAGGGAAAUAAUCCACUAGGGAAAAAAGGGCACUACCAGAUGAGCUUUGGUCUUAGAGAAGCAUUGAAGCUUGGCUAAUGGUAUGAUCAAUCCUGUGUAAAGUGCCAUUCAGCUUUAUAUGCCAAACUAUACUUGAGAAAACUAACUUCGAGAAUUUGGGACUCGGGUGCCAAAGGUGGAGCAAAUGUGCGAUAGGAUUAGCUUCGAGGUACCAACUGAGCAAUGAGCACGUUGCAUGCAGGAACUCAAUGGUGAUCUUUUUUUAUAUAUAUAUUUCAAAUGUUCAUCUUCAAAUACGGAGCCUCCUUAACCCACCACCAUGUAUAGGCUUUUUUGAGGUGGGAAAGGAAUGGCGGUUGUGUUUUCCUUGACCUUCUGAAGCUCAGUUGCAGGAUGCUCCUAUAUAGAGAGAAAUGUUAGUCACAUCACAUCGCCUGUGCAUACUGUAUAGCGAAGCUUAACAUGUAAUAUCGGACUAUAUGUGUGUGUGUGUUGUGUUUUUUUUCCUUAUUAGAUAGAUGUGCAGGCAGAGCCUUGUCAUAUAUGUAUUGCAAGAAUAGGCUGGCUAUUAAUAAAUGAUUUUGUGUGUGUGUGUACAUCUCAGUACUUGAUAAGUGUGACUUUAUUCUUUUUAAAAAAA
Sorghum bicolor (sorghum) is the source of this 2424-nucleotide messenger RNA. Its product is annotated as calcium-dependent protein kinase 17. The record is from RefSeq and is a predicted model, not a curated record. Gene Ontology annotation, biological process: intracellular signal transduction; protein autophosphorylation; peptidyl-serine phosphorylation. Bases 117 to 1862 code for a protein of 581 amino acids. Gene Ontology annotation, molecular function: ATP binding; calcium/calmodulin-dependent protein kinase activity; calcium-dependent protein serine/threonine kinase activity. Gene Ontology annotation, cellular component: cytoplasm; nucleus. The transcript has 8 exons. Lineage: Eukaryota; Viridiplantae; Streptophyta; Magnoliopsida; Poales; Poaceae.